UCUAAAUGGCAAUCAUCAAUGCCGUCCCGUCGCAGUCACACAAAAUCCAGGAAAGGGUGUUUGGAGUGUAAAAGGCGACAUGUUAAGUGUGAUGAAGGCGUUCCAAAGUGCAGCUUGUGCAGAAAGCGCAGAUUGGAAUGCAGCUAUCCACCUCCAAAUGAAGAUAUAGACAGUCCCCAGGACUCUUCCAUCACCCACGACGAGUCCGAAAGUGGUUCAGCGGCGACCACAGAGCUUCCACAAGCAACGCGCAUGCUCGAGGCCAGACUAUUCCACCAGUAUAUGACAUCGACCCAUCAGACUUUAUCGCAAGACGGAUUAUCGGCACAUCACCUCUCAAUAAACAUACCUCGCCUGGCAACAACCUUUUGCUACCUACUCGACGGUAUAAGCGCAUUAUCGGCCCUACACUUAGCCUCGGUGGAAACGGAAAACAGGGCGUCCUGGCUGGACGCUGCCCUGCGAUAUCAAAGCCAAGCAUGUUCUGGACUAGGCAAGGUGCUCGCAAAUAUAACAACCCGGGACUAUGAGCCUGCAUUCGUCACAUCCAUUUUCAUAAUGCUUUUCGCCAUGGGUUACCGAGUUAUCUCCGUGGAUAACAAGCCCCCCGACCCGCUCGCUCUAGUUCGUGAAGUUCGAACCUUAAUAUCGGGUCCAGCCAUGCUCUUUGACCGGAUUGUCAAAGAGGGAUAUAGUGCCCAUUUGGAGAGCUGGCUUCAUGUCCCUGAGACUAGAGAAGCCUUGCCAAGCGGGUCAAAUUCUCGAGAUAUAAUAACGUCGUUGGAUCGACUACGUACGACUAUUGAUUUGAAGAAAGGACCGCACCACCUAGCGUACCAAGCUACCUGGCAGCAAUUAUACCAGGCCAUCGAACCAUGGCCCAAAAUCGGACCACAAGGCGGCCCUCUUGCCUGGCCGCUGUUCCUCUCCGACGAGUUCUUUACGCUCAUUCAGAACGACGACUGGAUCGCGCGAAUUCUGUUUUUGCAUUACGGCAUGGCUAUGCGGCUUCUUUGUCAUCGAUGGUACGUGCGCGAUUGGGGUCGUCGACUAGUGUUGGCCACGUUGGAACCGCUGGACGAGAUUCCACAGGAAUGGAAGGAUACGAUAUCAUGGAUCAGACAGGCCGCAGAGAGAGAAGACUAG
Messenger RNA from Penicillium brevicompactum, 1146 nucleotides. RefSeq lists its product as uncharacterized. Gene Ontology annotation, molecular function: DNA-binding transcription activator activity, RNA polymerase II-specific; zinc ion binding. The transcript has 3 exons. NCBI's taxonomy places the organism in Eukaryota, Fungi, Ascomycota, Eurotiomycetes, Eurotiales, Aspergillaceae. The record is from RefSeq and is a predicted model, not a curated record. The annotation marks the transcript as partial. Gene Ontology annotation, biological process: regulation of transcription by RNA polymerase II.